This is a messenger RNA of Leptopilina boulardi, 1173 nucleotides long. RefSeq names its product putative nuclease HARBI1. The transcript is spliced from 3 exons. Lineage: Eukaryota; Metazoa; Arthropoda; Insecta; Hymenoptera; Figitidae. The coding region runs from base 15 to 1169 and encodes 384 amino acids. The record is from RefSeq and is a predicted model, not a curated record.
UUGUUUUGAAAAACAUGCCGGAAAAUUUUUAUUUCGGAUUGUUGGAUCCAAAUGUUCUUAUGGCCAUUGUAAAUAUAAUUUUGGCCGAUGAUAAUAAUGAUGCAGAAAAAUGCAUGCAAGUUUUGUUCUUCAGAGAAUCGCAUGAGAAAAUAAAAGGUUAUUUCGAGGAAGUAAUUCCACGAUAUUCGUUGUCGGACUUUAAGUCACAUUUUAGAAUGACGCGAUCAACAUUUGCAAGAAUGCUAGAAAAUCUUGCCCCAUCUUUAAUUGGAGGAUUAAAUGCAGGACAAGAUACGGUCGUUCCAGAAAAAAAAUUGUCUAUAGCUGUAUGGCUACUCUGUAAUCAAGAAGUUUAUAGAUCGGUAGCAGAUCGAUUCGGGGUGUCAAUCAACACUGCUUGGCGAAGUACGAUAAAAAUCUGUCAUGCAUUACUUGAAAUGUCUGAGGAUUAUAUACAGUGGCCACAAGGGCCUGCAUUAAGAAGAGUACAAGCAGAAUUUCAGGAAAUUGCCGGAUUUCCCAAUGUCAUUGGAGCGAUCGAUGGAACCCAUAUUGAGAUAAGUGCUCCCUCAAUUAAUGGUGACAGUUACGUAUGUCGUAAAAACUUCCAUUCACUGCAGCUGCAAGCGAUUUGCGACGCAAAUUUAAGGUUUAUAAAUAUUUUUACCGGCAUGUGUGGAAGUGUACAUGAUGCUCGCGUCUGGGGCUUGAGCGACAUUAAAGCAGCCAUAGAGGAAAACAAGGAACGGUAUUUUCCGAAUAACUCUCACAUUCUCGGCGACACGGCCUAUGGUCUCGAAUCCUAUUUAAUGGUACCUUACAAAGACUACGGAAACAUGACGGCGGCACAACGAAAUUUUAAUACAAUUCUCUCAAGACACCGAGUUGUCAUUGAAAGAGGAUUUUGUUUACUUAAGGGUCGUUGUCGCAGAUUAAAAUAUCUGUAUUUGCAAAAGGUCAAAUAUGGAUCUUUAAUGAUUGCUGCCUGUUGUGUUCUGCACAACAUAUGUCUUGAUUUGGAUGACGAAGCGACUGACGACAUAUUGGCUGAAAUUGGAGACAUCGAAGAAGAUAACAAUGAAGUAAUUGAAAAUGGGAGAAACAAUGUUCCUGCUCAACUUAAAAGAGAUGAAUUGGCGGAAACUUUAAUGAUUGCAGCAAGACGUUAAACUU